UAACUUCCAACUUCAAAGGCGCCAAAAUCAACCUCUCAAAUGCGCUUUCUCAAUUCUCUCUCCUCAAACCACCACCUCCUCCUCCCUACCAAACUCCAAACCGCUAAAGCUUCUUCAAUUGUUACAAAAAUGACGGCUUCAUCCAAUUCUUCUAUAACGUGGUUCCGAAAGGGGCUGCGAGUCCAUGAUAACCCGGCUCUUGAACACGCUGCUACAGGGUCGGAUUUUGUGUACCCGAUUUUUGUGAUCGACCCGCAUUAUAUGGACCCUGACCCGGAUGCUUUCUCGCCUGGUUCGUCGAGGGCUGGGGUGAACCGUAUUAAGUUUCUUCUUGAGAGCUUGUUGGACUUGGAUUGUGGUCUUAGGAAGAUUGGGUCUAGGUUGUUGGUUUUCAAGGGUGAGCCUGGUGAUGUCUUGAUUCAUUGCUUGAAACAGUUGAACAUAAAGAAGCUUUGUUUUGAGUAUGAUACUGAUCCAUAUUAUCAAGCUAUAGAUGCUCGAGUUGAGAAAUAUUCAUCUCAAGAAGGAAUUGAGGUUUUCUCUCCUGUUAGCCAUACACUGUUUGAUCCUAGAGUGAUCAUACAUAAGAACGGGGGAAAGCCACCUCUUACUUACCAGUCAUUUCUGAAGCUUGCUGGUCAACCCUCUUGGGUAUCUUCCCUAGUUUCUACUGGACCAUCAUCAAUUCCUCCUCCUGGAGAUGUAGGAGAUUUGCAGAUCUCAAAUGUUCCAACAAUGGAAGAACUUGGCUAUGGAAAUGUUGCACAGCAUGAAUUUUCUCCCUUUAAAGGUGGUGAAUCUGAAGCACUGAAGAGGUUGAAGCUAUCACUUGAUGAUAAGGCGUGGGUGGCAAAGUUUGAGAAGCCAAAAGGGGAUCCCUCUUCCUUUCUUAAGCCUGCAACUACUGUUUUAUCACCAUAUUUGAAAUUUGGUUGUUUAUCUUCGAGGUACUUCUACCAAUGCAUUCAGGAAAUUUAUAAGAACGUCAAGCAACAUACAUCACCUCCUGUUUCUCUUCAUGGGCAGUUGUUGUGGCGGGAUUUCUUCUAUACAGCAGCUUUUGGCACUCCCAAUAUUGACCGGAUGAGGGGUAACCGAAUAUGUAAGCAGAUUCCCUGGAACGAAGAUAGCGAGCUGUUUGCUGCUUGGAGAGAUGGAAGAACUGGAUAUCCUUGGAUUGAUGCCAUCAUGAUACAGCUUCAUAAAUGGGGCUGGAUGCACCAUCUUGCUCGGCAUUGUGUUGCAUGCUUUCUUACCCGUGGUGAUUUGUUUAUUCAUUGGGAGAAAGGCCGUGAUGUCUUUGAAAGGCUAUUGAUUGAUUCAGAUUGGGCAAUAAACAAUGGAAAUUGGCUCUGGCUUUCUUGUUCCUCAUUCUUUUAUGAGUAUCACAGAAUUUACUCACCAAUCUCAUUUGGAAAGAAACAUGAUCCAAAUGGUGAUUUUAUCAGGCAUUUUCUCCCAGUAUUGAAAGAUAUGCCAAAACAGUACAUUUAUGAACCAUGGACAGCUCCUAAAAGCAUCCAAGUAAAGGCUAAAUGCAUAAUCGGAAAAGACUAUCCAGGUCCUGUGGUUGCCCAUGACACUGCAAGCAAAGAAUGCAAAAGGAAGUUGGCUGAAGCGUAUGCGUUGAACCGCUUGUCCAAUGGCUCUGUUAGUGAAGAUGAUUUAACAAAGUUAAGACGAAAAUUAGAGGAAGAUCAACAAACACCAAAACAAGCAGUUAAAAGGCAAAAACAGAAGUUAAUUACUGAUUCACUAUAGACUAUAGUAUCUUGAUCUGUAGGUAAGCUGAUUGUCUAGAUUGUACACAUCCAUAUUCCGGUCAUGUGGAUGUUUGUAGUAAGUUAUGUGAUAUGUUAAGUCUUUAUUGUGAUCUAAUGUAAUUAGUUAAGUACUAAAACAGUUCCCAUUCUUCUGUAGGACAAAAGUUUCUAAUGUAACAGGUUGAAAAGUUAUUAGCGUUUAAUUUAACCAUGAUUAUUUUACAA
This is a messenger RNA of Spinacia oleracea (spinach), 1988 nucleotides long. RefSeq names its product (6-4)DNA photolyase. Gene Ontology annotation, molecular function: FAD binding; DNA binding; deoxyribodipyrimidine photo-lyase activity. Gene Ontology annotation, cellular component: nucleus; cytoplasm. Gene Ontology annotation, biological process: entrainment of circadian clock by photoperiod; circadian regulation of gene expression. The record is from RefSeq and is a predicted model, not a curated record. The transcript is spliced from 14 exons. Lineage: Eukaryota; Viridiplantae; Streptophyta; Magnoliopsida; Caryophyllales; Amaranthaceae. The coding region runs from base 40 to 1761 and encodes 573 amino acids.